AUUGGAAGAGACCUAUAUGAGAUGCUACAUGAGACAGUGAUAUUUGCCUGAGAAGCUGUAUUGAAUAUCAUACACCACUAUGGCUCUAUACUAUCCAAGCGUGAUGCAAUCCUCCCCUUAUACCUACUUGCCCUUUGGACCAGGUCCUGUGUCUGAAACACCACAUGCUACCAUGUUCCCACCUGUCCAGAUGCACAGCUUCUACAGCAGGCCUCUUGCUGUGAUCAUGGACCAUAACAACCAUUACACUGACAGUUCAGCAAACCAAGUGGAGUACCACCAUGUCUAUGGGGUAAACCCCUACUUCAGUCCUUAUGCAUUCUGGCAGUUCCCUCCGGUAAACUCUCUUCCUUUGUACAAUCCCUAUGCUAACUAUCGUCCUUAUGCAGCCUACCAAAGACCUGGCUGGGAUAUGUGGCCUGAGGGAUUCACCCUGAGAGGGGAGCUCCGCUGGGGUAGGCUUGAGAGGGUUGUGGGACCAAGGAGGGACUUGCCAGAAUUUGUGAAAGAUGAUCUACGAAGAGUUUAUGGCACCUAUCCAAGGACUGAUGUUUCCAUAACCUACCACAAUGGGGAGUUUGUUGUGAAAGGGGACCCUAGAGUAGGAGAACAAGAAUACAGGGUAGAGAAGAGAAUCAUCAGAAAGGAGCCUACCCCAACUGCUAGUGAAGCUGAGGACAGCAGUGAAGAUCGGAACAGGAAGAAGAAAAAGAAGUCAAAUAAAUGAAGCAGCUGGCUAAAAAAUACAGACUGAACUAGCAUUCCUGUCUUUAGACUUCAUUGCCUGCAGACUAGGCAAUAAGCACAAAAAAGAAAACCAGAAGAUGUUUUGUAUUUUUAUUUUAUUUUUGUAUAGCUUCCAAACACUUGAUCCUUAGUAGCUAGGUUAUUGGAGCUUACUAAUAUAUGCACUUGGCUUCUCUUGUGCUCUAGGAAAUGUUGUUCACCCUGUUAGCUCCCGAGUCUUUUGAGUGACUCUAAAUUAGUAGCAAGAGGGCCUUUCCAUCUGAUCAGCCAACAUGUGUAUAUGCAAGUCUGUGCUAGAUUGUUGGCACCCACUUUACAAUUUAACACUAUAUACAUUCUCCUUAAUCUCUUUGCAGAAAAAUCCUCCCUGCCCCUUGUCUUUCUGAACACUGACUACUUCUAAAAAAAAAGAGAGAGUGCUCACUAAGGACUAUUUAGAAACUUAACUUGAGGUGAAAAUAUAAGGUGGUGGUAUAUGGAGAACCUGUUAUUUCACACACAAGGUUGUAACAUGGGACCAGAGUAUAUUUUAACAUCAGCAGAUAUUAAAUUUACAGUGCAUUCCACCCUUUCUAACACGUUAUGCUGUUGGUUCUUGGCUAGUUCUCAAGUGAAACCAACUCAAAGUUGCGCUUGGUCAUCAGGUUGCAGCUAGUAUGUACACAAACUAAUGUGGAAUUUUAAAUAAAGGAAAACAAGCAUGUAUUGCUGUA
Messenger RNA from Hemicordylus capensis (graceful crag lizard), 1460 nucleotides. RefSeq names its product chromosome 3 C10orf95 homolog (gene C3H10orf95). Lineage: Eukaryota; Metazoa; Chordata; Lepidosauria; Squamata; Cordylidae. The record is from RefSeq and is a predicted model, not a curated record. The coding region runs from base 80 to 727 and encodes 215 amino acids. The transcript has a single exon.